Molecule: messenger RNA, 3286 nt
Organism: Malus domestica (apple)
Lineage: Eukaryota; Viridiplantae; Streptophyta; Magnoliopsida; Rosales; Rosaceae
Source: RefSeq, a predicted model, not a curated record
AAUAUAAAUUUCAACUCUUGGCAAUGUCUUGGUCAACUUGCUUGGUUUAAUGCUGUGGUGGAUGAGUUUCUUCCCUGUAUUUGGGUUCGGUUUGAAGGUGGGGCGUCUGCUUUGGAUGCUAUGUUGCUCGAUUGUAUCUGUAAUUUCCAUGAACUGGUACCUCACUGAUGGGAUUGUGACCGGCACCAAGCUAGGUUUGCUUGGUGAAGCUGCCAAUAUGUGCCUCAAAUGGUGGAAGAAAAUCCCACUGAACAUCAGCAAGAUCCGCCAACAUUACUACCAGUACGGGCUGAAGAGAGUCCGAAAAACGUGGUCGAGGAAGCUUGUGUUUUCGUGGGUGGUUGGGUGGAUAAUUGUGAGCCUCUGGAACUUCCCUUUCAUCAUCUCACAGGCCAGUGAGAAGAGGAAGGAAACUCUUGCAAGGAUGUGUGAUGAGAGGGCGAGGAUGUUGCAGGAUCAAUUUAAUGUCAGCAUGAACCAUAUUCAGGCCAUGUCGAUGCUGAUCUCGACAUUCCACGACGUAAAGUACCCUUCGGCCAUUGAUCAGAAAACUUUUGCGCGGUACAUUGAAAGAACUGCUUUCGAGAGACCCCUAAGUGGCGUGGCAUAUGCUGUAAGGGUGCUCCACUCGGAAAAAGAAGAAUUUGAGAAGCAGCAGGGCUGGAGUAUCAAGAGAAUGGAUACCCUUGAACAAAACCAGGUUCAUAAGAAUGACUAUGCCCCAGAAGUUCAGGAAGAAUAUGCUCCUGUUAUCUUUGCACAGGAUAACAUUAGACAUGUCAUCUCUUUUGAUAUGCUGUCUGGGAAGGAAGAUCGACAAAACGUGUUGCGUGCAAGAGCAGUGGGAAAGGGGGUUCUAACUGCUCCUUUUCGGCUGCUUAAAACAAACAGACUUGGAGUAAUACUGACAUUUGCUGUCUACAAAAGAAAUCUGCCCUCAAAUGCAACUCCAACCGAAAGAAUUCAAGCGACUGAUGGGUAUCUCGGCGGACUAUUUCAUUUUGAGUCACUAGUGGAGAAGUCACUUGAACAACUCGCUAGCAAGCAAACCAUCCUUGUGAACGUGUAUGACACUACCAACCAGUCGCAUCCAAUCAGAAUGUACGGUUCACAGGUUUCAGAUGAUGGAUUGCAGCACAUCAGCUCCUUAGGUUUUGGAGAUCCCUUAAGGAACCAUGAGAUGCGGUGCAGAUUCAAACAUAAGCCACCACGGCCGUGGUUAGCCAUUGCAACUUCUAGUAGUUUGAUCCUCGAGAUUGCAUUGCAUGUUGGCCACAUUUUGAUUGCAGCUGCAAGUACGAUUGCAAAAGUGGAGGAUGAUUUCUGUAUGAUGAUGGAGCUCAAGAAACAGGCCAAGGCAGUUUAUGCUGCCACAUCUAAGUUUCUUUCAAAUGUUUUACACUGGAUCAAAAGCCCAAUUAAUGGUGUCUUAGGAAAGUUUAACAUGCUAUUGGAGACAAACCUGGUUGUUACUCAACUAGAUUAUUUCCGAACUACACAUAGACGUAAAAGAUGUGUAGUCUCACUUAAAAAUGAGGUCUUGGACCAUACAAAUAUUGAAACUGGCAAGCUGGAGUUUGAGGCAGUGCGUUUUGAUCUGCGAGCUAUUUUGGAUGAUGUUCUGUCCUUCUUUUUGAAUAAGUAUCAAGAAGAAGUAGAGUGGGCGGUAUACAUCUCAGAUCAGGUUCCUAAUAUGCUUAUUGGUGAUCCCGGAAGGUUUCAGCAGAUUAUCACCAAUCUCAUGUGGAAUUCAAUCGAAUUCACAGAGAAGGGACACAUCUUUGUCACGGUUCAUCUUGUCGAAGAGCUGAUUGGCUCAACAGAUGUUGAGACUGAAUCAUCAUCGAAGAACACUUUGAGUCAUUUCCCCGUUGCAGAUAGACGCCGCAGUUGGGGCGGAUUUAGGUGUUUCAGUCAAGAUGCGAGCCGUUUUUCAUCGUCACCUGACCUCAUCCAUAUUAUUGUAUCUGUUGAGGACACAGGAUUGGGGAUUCCCCUAGAAGCCCAAUAUCUUCUUUUAACUCCUUUUAUGGAUUUGGGACAUAUAGAUAGAGGAAUUGAAAUAAGGAUAAGGAUAAGCCAGUGUUUGGUCAGCCUCAUGAAAGGGGAAAUCGGCUUUGUUAGCAUUCCGAAGAUUGGUUCCACAUUUACAUUUACUGCUGUUUUCACCAAUGCCAGCUCCAGUUCAAAUGAGUUAACGAUCCAGCAAAUCAGCAGCCGGUCAAAUGCUGCAUCCUCAGAAUUUAAUGGCAUGACGGCAUUAGUUGUGGACCAAAGACCUGUUAGGGCCAAGAUGUCAAGAUAUCAUAUUCAACGGCUUGGAAUUCGUGUUGAAGUAGUUUCUGAUUUGUAUGAGGGUUUAUCUAGCAUAAGCUGUGGGAGUACAACUAUCAAUAUGGUCCUUGUCGAACAGGAAGUCUGGGAUAAAGAUUCGGGAACUUCAGCUCUCUUUGUCCGUAAUUUAAGGAAAAUUGUUGGACAGGUUCCUCCGAACCUGUUUAUUCUUACCAAUUCUAUUAGCUCAUGCAGAAUAAGCUCUGCAACUUCAGGUGUCCCUACACCAACUGUCAUCAAGAAGCCUCUCAUGGCAAGCACGCUCGCUGCCUCACUGCAAAGGGCCAUGGGAGCUGGUAAGGGAAAUCUCCGGAACGGGGAGCUCCCAAGUUUGUCUCUCCGCGAUCUUCUGCUCGGAAGAAGAAUUCUUAUUAUAGAUGAUGAUAAUGUGAAUCUCAGAGUAGCUGCCGCUGCUUUGGAAAAGCAUGGGGCAUGGGUGGUCUGUGCAGACAGUGGUGAAAGGGCAAUCUCACUGCUUAUGCCGCCCCACCAUUUUGAUGCCUGCUUCAUGGAUAUCCAGAUGCCAGAGAUGGAUGGGUUUGAAUCUACAAGGAGAAUACGUAACAUGGAACGCAAUAUCAGCAGCAGUAUUCACCAUGGCGACGUUUCUGUGGAGGAUUAUGAAAAUAUUCGAGCAUGGCAUGUACCCAUUCUGGCCAUGACUGCUGAUGUAAUUCAGUCUACCCACGAGGAAUGCACAAAGUGCGGAAUGGAUGGAUGUGUUUCAAAACCCUUCGAAGCUGAACAGCUUUAUCGCGCAGUUUCCCCUUUUUUCCUAUCUACAAGUUAAUAGAGGUGUUGGAGAUGGGGAGAGGAGUGGGAUUGGAUUGGCAGUUUCAGAAGGGGGUGAAGGCCAUUUUCAACCGAAAGGGGCCAAGGGGCAUGUUUUUAGCCGUAUAACUCUGUAAUAAAUUAUUUUUUAAUAAACAGUGCCAUAUCGUAUUUUAUAUCA